AAAAUGAUGCCCCGCCAAAUUUCAUCAUUUCCCUCUCUGCCUAAGCAGCUUUAGCGGUUUAUCUCGAGUUUUCAUAUAGGGUUCUCUUCAAUAAUCGCUUUUAACUUUUGAUAACACACAACUCUACAAAUGUCAUCUUCAGUCCAUACUGAAGAUUCACAAUGGAAAAACCCUAGCAAUUAUAGCCGCAAAGACAAAUCGCUCGGUCUUCUUUGCUCCAAUUUCUUGAAGCUGUGUGAUCGGGAAGGUGUGGACUCCAUUGGUUUGGACAAUGCCGCCGAUCAAUUAGGUGUUGAGAGGCGUCGCAUUUAUGAUAUUGUCAAUAUUUUGGAAAGUGUUGGGGUUUUGUCACGAAAAGCUAAGAAUCAGUAUAGAUGGAAUGGGUAUAGUGCUAUUCCUAAAGCUGUAGAUUUGCUUAAGAAAGAAGGACUAAAAGAUCACUCAACUGUCUCCUCCACUUGCCACAAUAGUGCAAAUGUCAUAGCUUGUAAUCAUUCAGAUCUUAAGGAAAAAGGGGAAUGCGAAACUUCUGGAUCACAUAAGAAUGACAACCGCAAAGAGAAGUCCUUGAUGAUUCUUGCACAAAAUUUUGUAAAGCUUUUCCACUGUACUGAUGUUGACUUGAUCUCUCUUGACAAGGCUGCAUCAGCUUUGCUUGGUGAUAUGCACGAUCCGAUGGCUAUGAAGACAAAGAGCAGACGCUUGUAUGAUAUUGCAAAUGUCUUUGUGUCCAUGGAGCUCAUUGAGAAGAUACGUAGCCCAGAUACUGGAAAACCAGCAUUUAGGUGGAUAGCUUGGAAAGGAAAUCCUGGGUCCCCUGCAGCUACUAAAUCAGAUGAUUCAACGAGGAGAACAUUUGGGGCAGAUAUCACAAAUACAAUUCCCAAAAGAUGCAGGGCUGAUUUUUCAUCUGAUCUAAUGUCAAACGGGCAGGUAAAAAGGUUGAAAGUUGCAAAAGAUGAGGAAUUGAAAGAUAAAAAUCAGGAGAUAUCAACAGAGCAGCUUAAUGAACAUGAUACAAAGGAAUUUGUAUUUGGCCCUUUUGGUCCAGCUAGUCUGCCAAGAUCAGGAGUUUCUGGAAAAGAAAAGUUGAAACAGACUCAGAACUGGGAGGAGCUGGCAUCUAAAUUUCGCCCUCAGUAUCAGAAUAAGGCUGCAAGUGAGCUUUUUGCUCAUUAUGUUGAGGCAUGGGAGUUGUGGCAGGUUGAAGCUGCCAAUGAGCUGCACAAACAACAUGAACAUUAAUGUAAUCUUGGAUCUCUUUUGUUUCAGAUGGCAUCAAACACUUUCAACAAGGAUAAUAUAUCUGAUGCUGUUACUCUCACCUGAGAGAUGGUGGUUAUUGGUUGAAUAUCUCCUGCAUACAUCUAUCAGUUGAAUGUGCGGUUUAUUAUCAGUUUGUGAUAUCCAAGCCCUGAUGGUUAGUUCUGUUCGGUGACGUUGUAGUUCCCAGUUUUAUCUGGAUGAGUUUCCUCUUGAAGCGUUUCCAGACUGGACCUUUUAAAUUGCAUUGAGCUAAAUUAACUGUGAUGUAAAUAGUAUGCAGGCAUCUAAAUUUUGCUAGUCAUCUCACUGCCGGAGGAAUGUAAAUCAGAAAUUGUUCAUUUUUUGCA
This is a messenger RNA of Lycium ferocissimum, 1613 nucleotides long. RefSeq names its product E2F transcription factor-like E2FF. The transcript has 12 exons. Lineage: Eukaryota; Viridiplantae; Streptophyta; Magnoliopsida; Solanales; Solanaceae. Gene Ontology annotation, biological process: regulation of transcription by RNA polymerase II. Gene Ontology annotation, molecular function: RNA polymerase II cis-regulatory region sequence-specific DNA binding; DNA-binding transcription factor activity, RNA polymerase II-specific. The record is from RefSeq and is a predicted model, not a curated record. Bases 130 to 1245 code for a protein of 371 amino acids. Gene Ontology annotation, cellular component: RNA polymerase II transcription regulator complex.